Dendrobium catenatum is the source of this 1485-nucleotide messenger RNA. Its product is annotated as dual-specificity RNA methyltransferase RlmN 1. The record is from RefSeq and is a predicted model, not a curated record. Gene Ontology annotation, molecular function: iron-sulfur cluster binding; RNA methyltransferase activity. The transcript has 9 exons. Bases 64 to 1182 code for a protein of 372 amino acids. Lineage: Eukaryota; Viridiplantae; Streptophyta; Magnoliopsida; Asparagales; Orchidaceae. Gene Ontology annotation, biological process: rRNA base methylation; tRNA methylation.
AUCUCUCCGGAGUCGAACUUAUUACGUAAUAAUCACUACGGAGAAAUCUUGGCGAUCUCCGAUAUGGCGUUUCGCUCCGUUUUCGAUGCCGUAGCUCUGAGAAACGAAUUCGAGAAUGCUGGGAUAAGCUCACAGUUCAUCCCCAUCAUCUGGAAGCAUGUUCGCCAGAAGCCUACCAGCGAGCUUGAUGAGAUCCCUUCACUCCCAGCGGCAGCUUACCCCAUCCUUAGGUCUAAAUUCAAAGCGAUGACAUCGUCCCUCACGUCGGCCGCGAAGUCCAAGGACGGUCUUACUACCAAGCUGCUUAUCCGUCUCCAGAAUGGAAAUUUGGUGGAAGCAGUAAUAAUGCGGUAUGACCCUACACUUGGGAAAUAUGAUGGAAAACGUCGUCCUGGUUGUCAAAGAUCAACCCUGUGCAUUUCAUCACAGGUGGGCUGUAAGAUGGCUUGUAAAUUCUGUGCAACUGGGACCAUGGGUUUUAAGAAUAAUCUGUCACCUGGAGAGAUUGUUGAACAGUUAGUCCAUGCCUCUCGCUUCUCAGAUAUACGCAAUGUUGUUUUCAUGGGAAUGGGGGAGCCAUUAAACAACUUUACCGCAGUAGUGGAAGCUAUCCAGAUCAUGAUGGGAUCCCCAUUUCAGCUAUCACCUAAAAGAAUUACUGUGUCAACUGUUGGGAUCAUACAUGCCAUCAACAAGUUUCAUGACACUCUUCCGAAUGUCAACCUUGCUGUAUCACUGCAUGCACCUGACCAGGAUAUCCGGUGUCAGAUAAUGCCUUCUGCAAGAGCUUUUCCUCUUGGAAGGCUUAUGGAAGCUCUGCAUGCCUAUCAAGAAAAGAGUCAACGGAAAAUUUUCAUCGAGUACAUCAUGCUUGAUGGUAUAAAUGAUCUUGAGCAGCAUGCGCACCAGCUUGGCAAAUUGUUGCAGACACUUGAAGUGGUCGUCAAUUUGAUACCAUUCAACCCGAUCGGCACUUCCAGCUGUUUCAGAACAAGCUCAGAACACAAUGUCAAGGUUUUCCAGAAAUUGCUUAGAGGUACGUAUAAUAUCCGAACCACUAUAAGGCAGCAAAUGGGCGAAGACAUAUCUGGUGCUUGUGGUCAGCUUGUAGUGAACCUUUCGGAGCAGAUAUCCACUGGUAGUGUUAGGCUUUUGGCUGACAUUGAAGAUCUGCAUAUUUGAACAUAUCGAGUUCAGUUGGCCAGCAUAAACGAAUUGAUAAAGAUUUGCUUACUGUCUGCAUCGCGAAUUGGAAUUUCAUGCUUCCUAAGACAUGGAAAAGGGUGAGUUUCCUUAAUGAUUCAGCAGAAGUGAUCUCAUCUGUCGCUAGUUUUCAUUUGUUCAAGAUCCUUGAAUGAAUUUUUUAGGUUCGAUAAUAACAUCUGAAGUAGCUCAAAACUCAGCUCCAUAUUUCAGUGUAUAAUUGAAAUAACCUUUGCCUGAAUUCCAUUCCAAUUUUACAGCUGCUCAUUCAAGAUGCUCUUU